Messenger RNA from Macroventuria anomochaeta, 1764 nucleotides. RefSeq lists its product as uncharacterized. The coding region runs from base 1 to 1764 and encodes 587 amino acids. Gene Ontology annotation, cellular component: membrane. Lineage: Eukaryota; Fungi; Ascomycota; Dothideomycetes; Pleosporales; Didymellaceae. The record is from RefSeq and is a predicted model, not a curated record. The transcript has 5 exons.
AUGCCUGCUCCCACACUUGGCUGCCAGAUCGCGCCCCACUACGACCGCGAGCAGUGGCCCUAUAACAGCGAAAGUGACACUACUGACACAGAGAGCGAGGCCGAGAGCGCAGCGCAAGAGGAAGCCGUCGAGGAAGCUCUCGAAGAAGCUCUCGAAGAAGCUCUCGAAGAAGCUCUCGAGGAAGCCCUAAACAUCGAGAAAGCAGAGACACAGCACUCCCGCGGUAUCACCCCAGCACUGUCCAAGAUCAACACCCAACGGUCUAGACGCAGCCGCAAGGAUGUUCCACAGGCUCCAGUUGGCUUCUGGCACUGGCAAAUGGCUGGCGUGCGACUGCACGUACUCAAGCUGUGGCUUCGAACAAACCUCAUCCUGGCUGUCGCCAUCAUAGCCUUCCUGUGCCUGUUCUGGGGCGCUUUGUUUCGCCAGAACGACAACGUCAAGCACCUGAAGAUUCUGGUAGUCGACUUCGAUGGCCAGGUUGCCCCUUACAAUCAGACUACGCCAUUCGUGGGACCCUUCGUGACCCGUACAGUCAAUGGCAUGCUCGAUUCAGCCGGCAUCGUUCCCGGGUACACUUUUCGAUCGCCCAAGGACUUCGACUACGACCCUCUCAAGGUCCGAGAGGCCGUGUACGACAUGCACGCCUGGGCCGCAGUAGUCAUCAACCCGAAUGCGACUUCCCUUCUUGACUACGCCAUCAGGCAAGGCAAUCAAAGCUACGACCCUGCUGGCGCCUGUCAGCUGAUCUACAACUCCGCGCGCGACCAGACCACGAGCUCAUCCUACAUCGUUCCUAGUCUGACCGCGCUUCAGAGACGCGUUGGCGCCACCUUUGGCUACUCAUGGAUCCUCCACCUCCAAGCAGACCUCCGGGAGCUAAACACCAUGGAUGCGCCUCAGGCACUGUCUCCUGGUAUCGACUUCACGACCUACGAUUUGCGACCCUUCGGCCCGCCCGUCGCCACGCCGGCAGUCAGCAUCGGCCUGAUCUACCUGAUCAUCAUCUCCUUCUUCAGCUUCACUUUCUUCCUGCCCAUCCACAUGAAGUACCUUUCGCCCAAAGGUCACCCACCGCUGCUCUUCCGCCAUCUCAUUGCUUGGCGCUACAUCGCUACUGUCAGCUCAUACUUCUUCUUGUCACUCAUCUACAGCUUCGUCAGUCUCGCCUUCCUCAUGCCCAUGAGCAAUGCACCGGCAAGCCACGUGUGGCCAGCUGUGAAUGCGAACGCAUACGGGCACGGCACAUUUGUGGUUUAUUGGAUGGGCAAUUGGAUCGGGAUGAUCGCAUUUGGGCUGGCGAGUGAGAACAUGGCGAUGCUGCUCGGUACACCCUGGACGGCGCUAUGGCUCAUCUUUUGGGUAAUCUCGAAUGUAGCAACAGGCUUCUACGCGCUUGACCUUGCACCGAGCUUCUAUCGCUGGGGAUAUGCAUGGCCGAUGCAUAACAUCGUCGAACUCACGCGCUCAACCCUCUUCGACCUCCAACAGUCCCACGUAGGACGCAACUUUGGCGUCUUGUUCGCCUGGGUCGCGAUUGACACCAUCCUCUUCCCGAUUUGUUGCUACUACAUGCGUUGGAACACCGCGCGGGUGAAGCGAAAUGCUGCACAGGCCGAAGCCGAGUGGCACGCGAAGAUGGAGAAGGAGCGGGCUGAGCCGAGCCUGAUGGCAAGGGUCACUACGAGGGGAAGCCGCGGUCAACAAAACAUAUACAGACCGAAUGUUAAGUCAUAUUUUGAUAACAACAGCGCGAUCUGUUGA